GUGUAACAAACAGCCGGUAGGAGAGGUCACCACAGUGUCCACCCGCAGGACCUCAGACAGACGGCUGGUCUCCGUCUGACAGGCUGCUUUUAACUUUUAAAACACCAUGAACAGGCCAACCGUGCUGCUGACCUCCUGGUAACAUUCAUGAAAAUGUCAUAUGCGCGUUGCUCUGUGCUAGAAGAUGGCGGAGUCGGAUGGUGGGGAUUUUGCUUCGAAACAUCCACAGAACAGUAUGGCUAAUAAGAAUAGCACCCUGCGCUGUACAUUCUCAGCCCCAAGCCACAGUGCCACCCUCCUCCAGGGUUUGUCGGUCUUGCGAGCUCAGGGUCAACUACUGGAUGUCGUGCUGGCCAUCAAUGAGGAACGAUUCCAGGUCCACAAAGCUGUGCUGGCCGCCUGUAGUGAUUACUUCAGAGCAAUGUUUACCGGAGGCAUGAGGGAGUCAAAUCAAGAUACCAUUGAGAUGAAGGGUUUGUCAGCCCGUGGGCUGAAACAUAUUAUUGACUUUGCCUACAGUGCAGAAGUCACUUUAGACCUUGACUGUAUUCAGGAUGUCCUCGGGGCGGCUGUGUUUCUCCAGAUGGUGCCAGUCGUAGAGCUCUGUGAGGAGUUUCUCAAGUCAGCGAUGAGCGUGGAGACCUGCCUGCACAUCGGCCAGAUGGCCACCACCUUCAGCCUGUCUUCCCUCAAAGAGUCGGUGGAUGCCUUCACCUUCCGUCACUUCCUCCAAAUUGCAGAGGAGGAGGACUUUCUGCACAUUCCCAUGGAACGCCUCGUCUUCUUCCUGCAGAGCAACAAACUGAAGAACUGUAGCGAGAUCGACCUCUUCCACGCCGCCAUCAGGUGGCUCCAGUAUGACGAGUCUCGCCGGGCUCAAGCCAGCAGUGUCCUCUGCCAUGUACGUUUCCCGCUCAUGCGCUCCUCUGAGCUGGUGGACAGUGUUCAGACGGUGGACAUAAUGGUGGAGGACGUGCUGUGCCGCCAGUAUCUCCUCGAGGCCUUCAAUUACCAGAUUCUUCCCUUCCGACAGCAUGAGAUGCAGUCUUCGCGGACGCUCAUACGUUCUGACGUCAUGUCACUCAUCACCUUUGGUGGGACGCCGUACACUGACAACGACCGCACAGUGAGCACCAAGGUGUACCACCUCCCUGACAUCUCAUCCCGUCAGUUCAAAGAGCUGACAGAGAUGGAGGCGGGUUGCAGCCACGCUUGUGUAGCCGUACUUGAUAAUUUUGUGUACGUCGUCGGUGGGCAGCACUUACAGUACCGCAGCGGCGAGGGGGCAGUAGACAGCUGUUACCGCUACGACCCGCAUCUGAACCAGUGGCUGCGCAUCCAACCCCUGCAAGAGGCUCGUAUCCAGUUUCAGCUCAAUGUGCUGCAUGGACAGCUGUACGCCACCGGAGGGCGCAAUCGAUCUGGCAGUCUGUCAUCUGUAGAGUGUUACUGCCCAAAGAAAAACCAGUGGACUUACGUGGAACCAUUAAAACGCCGGAUUUGGGGUCAUGCUGGCACUCCCUGCGGAGAGAAGCUGUAUAUCUCAGGGGGUUAUGGCGUCUCAUUGGAUGACAAGAAAACUCUUCACUGCUACGACCCGGUUUCAGACCAGUGGGACUUCAAAGCUCCCAUGAAUGAACCCAGAGUGUUGCAUGCCAUGAUCAGCACCAGGGAUCGGGUUUAUGCUCUGGGCGGUCGCAUGGACCACGUGGACCGAUGCUUUGAUGUCCUUGCGGUUGAGUAUUACAUUCCAGAGAACGACCAGUGGACCACCGUCAGUCCCAUGAGAGCAGGUCAGUCUGAGGCGGGCUGCUGUUUACUGGACGGGAAGAUCUACAUCAUCGGGGGCUAUAACUGGCACCUGAACAAUGUCACAAGCAUCGUGCAGGUGUACAACACAGACGCAGAUGAGUGGGAGAGGGAUUUGCACUUCCCAGAAUCCUUUGCUGGCAUCGCUUGCACACCAAUUAUAAUUCCACAAAACACCACACAACGCUAACCAUCCGACCUGUGACUGUGAAGAUUUUAUUCCAUGUGCUCUUUCUGACGACAACAGAGUCGACACAAGGUGUGAACGUUAUGUAAGCUACUGUGUGUGUGUGUGUGUGUGUGUGUGUGUGUGUGUGUGUGUGUGUGUGUCUCUCUGUGUGUGUGUGUGUGUGUGUGUGUGUGUCUCUGUGUGUUCAUUGAGGAGAUGCCCUGAAAAGCUAUUAAGACGUAUUAUUUUCUAUCUUUGUUUUGUUUAAUUAAAGCAAAUUUUGAUUUGAAAUUUCUUUUAUGUGAAAACUUAUCAUCUUGAUCUUAAUGUUAAGGCACUUUUAUGAUACUGAUACAAGUUUUUGAAUGGCAGCUUGUCAGUAUUUGACCACAUUUUGAUGAUUGGAGUUUGAGUAAUUUCCUGAAUUCUAUAAUUAAUUGAUUGAUAUAUUAUCUCGAUUCUAUAUUCUCUUCCUGAAUAGAAUUACCUAAAUUAGUAACUUCUUAUUUGAAAAAUAAUCAUAAAUCAGUUAACAGUGUUUUAACAAUCAAGGGCUUAAGUUACAGACAGCACAAAUUGUCUCUGGAAAUCUUUGAAGUUUAAAUUGUGUGUUGCAAAGGUAUUAACAGACUCAACCUUUAUAAUGUUAGACAUUUUGAUUGUACAGUUGGGAAUGUUGUAUUAUUAUUUCUUUGCUUACUUUUUAUCUUGUAAUAUUUAGUUUAUAAUUUUACCAUAAAAGCGACCAAGAUAACUGAAAGUCUUACUGUUGUAUGUCUCCUCAAAUCUAGUAAUCAACAAACCACAUAUCAAUGCACAGUAAUGAUUGCACAAAGAACACGAGUUGUGGUUGUUUUUCAACUUGAAAUCAGCUAUUCCAUGUGGGUGUUAAUGGCUUUGUUGUUGUUUUUUUGCCCUUCUUGUGUUUCCUGAGCUGAAACUCCCACUGACAAACUAAUUGUUGUCUCAGUCAACAUAACAAACCAGUGUGGAUCUCUUAUGGCAGCUACAUAAAUCAUUUAUGUGUGCGUGUCCGUUUUGAAUGUCGAUGUGUGCUGUUCUUUAUGUCAAACAAGUGCUUACCUUGCUAUUUUGUGUACCACACAUGCUUUUGUCCCUUGGCUUACACAAAAAGGGGAUAUAGGUGAUAUUUAUUAAUAUCUAAGCUAUUGCGCCGAACCUCAAAAAAGUCUAAUUUCCCCAGAAAAAGUACUUAAACUGUCCAUUUACCAUGUUUGAUACCGGCUGAUGUUUUUACUUUGACUGCAUUGCUGCACUUUUCAAAGCAGUGUUUAUCAGACAUCUGAUUCUUCUGCUGACGUUAUUGAUGUAUUUAAUGUGUGUAUAAGGAAGAAACAAGCUCAAAGUUCUUGUUUUUUCCUUGUUAAAUGUGACAUCUACGUGAUGGUGUCCAUUUUAAAACGGUCUCCUGUUUGCCUUAGUGUAUUUGUAAUGAUUUACCUGUACCAGUCAAAGCACAUGAUAUCUCGUUAAAGUGCAAUAUAAAGUAGUCAAAGGGGAAUGUAGACAUUUGUGUAGCUCUAUGUGCAUCCUUUUAUUAAAGGUGUAUCAUGUUUUAAAAAAUA
Dicentrarchus labrax (European seabass) is the source of this 3564-nucleotide messenger RNA. RefSeq names its product kelch-like family member 26 (gene klhl26). The transcript is spliced from 3 exons. Gene Ontology annotation, molecular function: protein binding. The record is from RefSeq and is a predicted model, not a curated record. Lineage: Eukaryota; Metazoa; Chordata; Actinopteri; Moronidae. The coding region runs from base 185 to 1999 and encodes 604 amino acids.